This is a messenger RNA of Gordionus sp. m RMFG-2023, 2332 nucleotides long. Its product is annotated as tRNA-dihydrouridine(47) synthase [NAD(P)(+)]-like. Lineage: Eukaryota; Metazoa; Nematomorpha; Gordioida; Chordodea; Parachordodidae. Gene Ontology annotation, molecular function: tRNA dihydrouridine synthase activity; RNA binding; flavin adenine dinucleotide binding. The transcript is spliced from 6 exons. The record is from RefSeq and is a predicted model, not a curated record. Bases 81 to 2162 code for a protein of 693 amino acids. Gene Ontology annotation, biological process: tRNA processing.
AUUUAUAUAUCCCAUGGAAGAUGAAACAAAGUAUAAUGAUAAAAAUGGGGAUGAAAAUAUACAAAUUAACAAAAUUAUAGAUGGAAGAGAUGAAAAAUGGAAGAGAUGAAAAUGGAACAGGGGAGGAUAAAAAAGAAAAUAAACAUAUGAAAAGAAGAGGUCAAAAUAAGCAUAGACCAGUUUUUAAAAAACAAAAAUGUUCCUUAAAACUAUGUCCUUAUAUUGCUAAGAAUAAACUUUGUCCAUAUGGCAAAAAUUUAGAUAUAAUUGACUUGGUAACUAAUUGUCAUUUUGAACACAACAUAGACCUUUUUAUGAAUAGCAAACCCAUGGAUAUUGGUGAUAAAUGUACAGCAUUUGAAACUUUUGGUAAUUGUAUAAAUAGUUUUACAUGUCGUUUUGCAUCAAGUCAUACAAAGUUGAAUCCAAAUAAUACAUGGGAAAACAUUUUAGACAAAGAAGUAUGGGAAAAUAAUGAAAAUCUUUUUCACCCAUUAAAUAGAGUUGAGAAAUCAGUAUUAGAAUGCUUAAGAAAAAGAAAAUACAAUUUUUCAUUGAGUGAGGUGGUAACCAAUAUUUUAUGCAAUAAAUCAACAGAUUCUAAUCAAAAGUACAAGAAUGCCGAAGAAUUAAUCAAUGAAAUGAAUGUUAAAUAUCCAUGGAUCACCUUAAAUCCCUUAUUUUUGAGAAAUAACAUUGAAACCCCUGAAAUUAAUAAAGAAUUUAAAAUUUUGAAAAAUCUUAAAGAGUCUGAUUUUCUGCCUACACAAGUUAUAAAUUCAGAUCAUGAAAAAUAUGAAAAUAAUGAGAUUGGUAAUAUAAAUGUUAAAAUUUCUGAUAGAAAAAUGUUUAGGGAAAAUAUUGAAAAAAGGAGCAGUGAAUUAAAUGAUCCUAGAAGGGCAGAAUAUUGGAAUAAUAAUUUAUACCUAGCACCACUAACCACAUUAGGUAAUUUACCUUUCAGAAGAGUUUGUAAAAGUUUAGGUGUUGAUAUUACUUGUGGAGAAAUGGCCCUAUCAUCAAGCUUAUUGAAGGGAAACAAUUCUGAAUGGGCUCUAAUCAAAAGGCAUCAUAGUGAAGACAAAUUUGGCAUACAAGUAUGCGGUUGCCAUGUUGACUCGAUGUCCAAAGUGGCCCAAUUAAUCUCUGACCUGACAUUGAACAGUGCUUCCUUAUAUUCAAACGAUUCCACUGGGAAUACUUUGUCCCCAUUUUCUAUUGAUUUCUUAGACAUAAAUAUGGGAUGUCCGCUAGACGAAAUAUGUAAAAAGGGAGCUGGGGCAUCCAUGCUUUCUAGGCCUGACCGAACUCUACAAGUUAGUUCCGCCAUUAGGACCAUUUUACCCCCACCUGUUGCACUGACUCUCAAAGUGAGAAGUGGCCUCAAGGAUCAACAUCCGUUGGCCCAUGGGCUCAUAGGAAAAUUGGCGAGUCAAACUCCUAGUGACGUAUCGAUGAUAGCUAUUCACGGCAGAAGCAAGAAUCAAAGAUACACGAAAAGAGCCGAUUGGAAUUACAUCGAACAAUGCGUAGAGGAGAGUCAUUCUGCAAUGCCCAUUUUCGGUUGUGGAGACGUUUAUUCCUACCAGGAAUAUCGUGAACGAUUAGAUCACACAGGAGUAGCAGGAAUUAUGAUAGGAAGGGGUGCUCUCAUAAAGCCUUGGAUUUUUACAGAAAUCAAGGAGCAAAGGGAAUGGGAUAUCUCCGCAAAUGAAAGAUUCGACAUUUUCAAAGAUUUCGUCAAAUUUGGUCUUCAACACUGGGGUUCCGAUACCUACGGGGUAGAAACUACUCGACGUUUCCUUCUGGAAUGGCUCUCCUUCACUCACAGAUACGUACCACUGGGUAUCAUAGAAACUUUUAAACAUUCCUCAUAUCAAUCCUCUCAAGAAUUAAUUCAAAAGAAUACCAAGCCACCCGACGAGGAUGUAAUUGUUUCUACGAGUGAUUACAGAAUAAUGAAAGAUUGCGUUCUCAUAAAUCAAAGACCUCCCCUCAGGUCGGCUAUGUAUGGGCGGAAUGAUUUGGAAAGGCUCAUGAGCAGCCCUGAUAGCAAGGAUUGGAUCGAAAUAAGUCGAAUGUUACUGGGGCCUACUCCGGAAAAUUUUGCCUUUUUACCCAAGCACAAAUCUAAUUCAUACGAUUUUAACACUUCCGGAUGACAGAGAAAAAUAACAUCAAUCCUCAUAAUAUAUUUUAAUGCAGUGAAUUUGUUUUUCCAUCUGUUAUUCAUAUUAGAAUUUUUUUUUUAAAAUUAAUGUCGUCUGACAUAUAUACAUUAAAAUUGUAACGCAAGAUUCCGAUGAAUAUUCUAAGCAUUAUUUUUUAUGAC